Molecule: messenger RNA, 489 nt
Organism: Fraxinus pennsylvanica
Lineage: Eukaryota; Viridiplantae; Streptophyta; Magnoliopsida; Lamiales; Oleaceae
Source: the annotation of a GenBank genome assembly
AUGCAGACGAAGGAGACAGAUGACGAAGACGAAAGAUCUAUUGCGGUGGCCGGUGCGGCGGAGGAGGAGCUGAAGCUCGAGGCCGACGACUUCAAGUUUAAGGUGGAAGGGAUAGUGAAGCAAUUAGCGGUGGCAGGAGAUCACGAUAAAAUUACUGAAGUGAUCAAUUUGUUGACCACCGAGUUUACCUACUCAACUAAGGCAAAUCAUCGCAAAGGAGGGUUGAUAGGACUAGCUGCAGCAACAGUAGGUUUGACUUCAGAAGCAGCACAGCAUCUGGAGAAUUUUGGUGAUAGCAUUAUCGAGCAUGGUGAAAUCACUGAUAGAAUGGUAAUUGCCAGAAUAAGGGAAGGGAACCACAGAGGUUUUAAGUUGGACAUGGACAAGCAUAGAUGUCUCACUUGUUUGAUACGUAUGAUAUUCAGCAAGAAUGAUGAAGUAGGACUUGUUGCAUUUGGAACCAAAGGUAUUUCUGAGUAUGUGAAUUAG